AUGGCGACACAAGGUUCGAAGAGUAAUCCACAGAACACCAAGAAGGGCGAAGGCCCUGUAGUGAGCUCUUGGAGCUGCUUCAAUUGCCGUAGGCGCAAAUCUCGUUGUAAUAGACAGAAUCCAUGUGGGUUCUGCUCCAAAGCAGGCGUGGAAUGCUUGUAUCCCUUCACCGGGCGCAUGCCAACUCGCCAGCACAAUUCUACAACGGCAUCUGUCCCUUCAAAUCGAACGCCUCUGCCGCGGAAGCGGUCGGAGGUCCAGGUACAUGAGCUUCUCAGUCGCUUAAGGCAGCUAGAGAGUGUGGUAGAUGGCAUGAAGGCUCAGGCACAAGACAAAGAUUGCACACUUCGCCAUACCAAUUCAGGCAAUGCAGGCCCCAAUAACAACGGACUAGGCUCGGCAGUUGAAGAAGAAGACGCCGACAACACACUUGCAAUCAAUUCACAUCAUGAUCUUUCGAACAAAUUGAGCAGAUCAUUUGGUAGCCUCCACGUUUGCGAAAGCGGUACCCUAUAUACCAGCAACGGUUUUUGGGCUGCUCUUCAUGGCGAGUUAAGAGAUGUCCGCAAAGCGUUUGAAGCUAGUGAUAUCUUCCAUUCAGGUGCCUUUGAUGACAGCUCCUCGAUACCUGAGGUGGAGGCCGGCCAAAUACCCUUCACUUUUGGCCAAAUCUACCCACAUGAAUUUUUAUUUCACCCUGCGCCAGAUCUCCUGUCUUUUAUCUGGCAGGUAUACGUUGAGAAUGUGGAUCCUUUCAUCAAAGUGCUGCAUGUGCCAACUAUGACUGAAGCCAUUCGGCUCUCAGAAGGCGGCUUUGAUAAGCUGUCCGCAGGGAUGCGCGCUUUAAUCUGUUCCAUAUCUCUCGCCGCUGUAACGUCGUUGAGUGACACCGAUGUACAAGAGGCAUUCGGCGAUACCAAGGAAAAGGUUCUAUCUCGUCUCGUGGUGGGAACAGAAAAAGCAUUAUCACAGGCGGGUAUCCUUAAGACGACCGAUCUAUGCGUUGCGCAAGCAUCUUUAAUCUACCUCGAGAGUGCAGGUCACCGUUAUGGGAUGCGGACUGUGUGGAUGAUGUCUGGGAUUUUAGUGCGGGCCGCGGUAUCUGUAGGGCUACAUCGAGAUGGAGCUGCGUUCCCAAAUGUCUCGCAUUUUGAGGCAGAGAUGAGACGAAGAUUGUGGUGGCAUAUUUGCUGUUUCGACGCCCGUGUCAGUCAAUGCUAUGCACCCGAAACUAUGAUAUCCAACAGCAUGUUGGAUACGAGGGAACCCACAAAUUGUAACGACACUGAUCUCGAAGUUAACAUGAUGAAAGAGCCAACUGCGCGUGAGGGGUUUACGGAUAUGAGCUUCACCCUCAUGGCGUGUGAGCUGCGGCGUCUGUGUAAUCUUGUACUUUCCUCAAUGUCCGCCCUGUUGAGCUCCGGGGAGAAGCAGCAAGAAGCACAAUACGACACACUGCUUAAGAUAGAGGAAGUACGAAAGUGGGCUACUACCACGUUUUUUGGAAACUCGGACUCAAGGCGUGCUAUAGAACCCUUUACAGAAUUCUUCUUCGGUAUGCUUCUGGACCAGCUUGGCAUCAUUGUGAGGGACACGAAUAUCUUUGGAAAAUGGGCAUCCUCCGCGGAGAGAAAAUUGAGAGACCGAUCAUUUCUCUCUGCAUUGACUCUUAUUGAGAACAUGCGAAAAUGGCGAGACCAGCCUUCAACACAUCAAUGGGGCUGGGUCCUGGUAAAUUUCCAACAAUGGUACGCUAUCGGUAUCGUUCUUAUUCAUCUCCAGACACAGACAUGGGACUCGGUAUGCGAACGGGCCUGGAAACUUGCAGCUCAGACACUAAAUGAGAUCCCUCCGGCAAUGAUGACACAGAAUCCUCUGAGAGAUUCUAUCAUUGGCAUGGUCACCGCUGCACGUCAGCACCGAGAAAAAGAGCUUACGCGACAACGAUGUGAAUCAAAAAACCAUGAAAGCAUAGUUUUGGAUCCGGAAGGCUGCGAUUCUAUGCCAUUUUCAUCAAAAUUGUCGUCUAGCUCCUUUGACUUCAAUCUAGCAACAGAAUUCUCUGUUAAUAUGUAUACAGCAGAGAAUAAUGUUAUGGAGCCACUCAAUAUAGCGCCCAUUGGUGAGGUGCAAGAUAAUCCUUUCAAGACCUUUAUUUACCCAGGGCAAGUUGAUUUGGAAAUGAGUUAUCAACCUUGGUAUACGGAACCAACGAUCAACUUGGAUACUCUAGAACCUGGACUUGGGAGCUUGCAGGAAUUAUUUUUCUAUAAUAUUCUAGAUAGCAAAGGGGAUUCGGUCUAG
Trichoderma virens Gv29-8 is the source of this 2304-nucleotide messenger RNA. RefSeq lists its product as uncharacterized. NCBI's taxonomy places the organism in Eukaryota, Fungi, Ascomycota, Sordariomycetes, Hypocreales, Hypocreaceae. Gene Ontology annotation, biological process: DNA-templated transcription; regulation of DNA-templated transcription. The record is from RefSeq and is a predicted model, not a curated record. The transcript is spliced from 3 exons. Gene Ontology annotation, molecular function: DNA-binding transcription factor activity, RNA polymerase II-specific; zinc ion binding; DNA binding. The coding region runs from base 1 to 2304 and encodes 767 amino acids.